AUGGAGAGUGUCAGUCCGGAGACUAGGACAUUUGAUGACCUGGACCUCGGUGAGUAUGGGCUUCUGUCUGAGCGUCACGCCACCUGUCAGGCCUCCCAGAGGUCAGUGAGGGAGAUCCAGGAGCGGAUCGCAGCCCUGGUGCUGAGGCACAGCCGGGCCCAGGUAGGGCAGCUGGACUCUGGGGAGAAGGAGGCCGCAGACAGGCCUCUGCAGCUCUCCUCCAGCAGAGAGGGCUCUGCUGAUGCUGAGCAAAGGCCUGAGGAGCAGGAGACCCUGCUCUCUCUGUCGACCAAGAUGUCAGAACACCAGAAACAGCUGGCUGACCUGCCGAACACAAUCAAGAUGUAUCCUCACCCCGAUGUUGUUGAAUGCUGUCUGGUUCUCCUGCACAUCAGCAAGUCUUCGUCUCUCUCAGAGUCGCUCCAACAAAAGGCCAAAGAUCUGCUCCGCAAAUACGGAACAAAUCCCUCCGUCCUCAAAACUGCUCAGAAAUUCCUUACCUGAAUCUUUCAUUUAAAGACUGAAAGAAGCACUUCCUUUGUA
Molecule: messenger RNA, 543 nt
Organism: Trematomus bernacchii (emerald rockcod)
Lineage: Eukaryota; Metazoa; Chordata; Actinopteri; Perciformes; Nototheniidae
Product: gem-associated protein 5-like
Exons: 3
Coding region: 1-504 (167 amino acids)
Source: RefSeq, a predicted model, not a curated record